AUGGGCUCCAUCAACCACAACGACUCUGAAGUGCAGGACGUCAUCAUCGUUGGCGCCGGUAUCUCGGGCAUCAACGCCGCCUACCGUCUCAACGAUGAGCUGCCUGACAAGAAAUACUUGAUCUUCGAAAACCGUGACAACCUCGGUGGCACAUGGGAUCUGUUCAAGUACCCUGGUAUCCGUUCCGACUCGGAUCUCCACACGUUCGGCUACGCCUUCAAGGAGUGGACCGGUGCCGACAUUGCAGAGGGUAAAGAGAUCCUCGCCUACCUCAAAAAGGUCGCUGACGAGCACGGCAUCUCGGAGAGGAUCCGUUUCAAGACCAAGGUGGUCAGCGCCGACUGGUCCACAGAGGAGCGAACCUGGUUUGUCACCGUCGACCAGAACGGCGAGCAGAAAACCUACCGCACUCGCUUCCUCUACACUUGCACCGGUUACUACGACUACGAGUCUGCGCUCAAGGCUGACAUCCCCGGCAUUCACAACUUCAAGGGUAAGGUGGUGCACCCGCAGUUCUGGGACCUCAAGGAGGAUGAUUACCGUGGCAAGCGUGUCGCUGUCAUUGGAUCUGGUGCGACUGCCAUCACCCUCAUCCCUUCAAUGGCCAAUGUGACCAAGGACAUUACGCUGGUCCAGCGUUCUCCCACCUACAUUCUCUCGCUCGAGAAGUACGAUCCUAUUGCCAAAGUCAUCCGCGCAGUUCUGCCACGCAAGAUGGCCGCCUUUGUGAUUCGCCAGAAGAACAUUGCUCGUAUCUAUGCUUCCUACCACAUCUUCCGCACCUUCCCCGGCGUGGCCAAGCGCAUCCUCGGCAGGCUCACCGCGAUGCAGUUGCCCAAGGAUAUUCCGCUGGACCCGCACUUCAAGCCCAAGUACAACCCGUGGGACCAGCGCUUGUGCAUCUGCCCCGACGGCGACUUCUACAAGACGCUGCGCGAGGGCAAGGCACACGUCGCCACGGGCCACAUUGACCAGGUGACCAACAACGAGAUCAUCCUCAAAAACGGCGAGCGCAUCCCAUGUGACAUUAUCAUCACUGCCACGGGUCUCAAGCUGCACGUAGGCGGUCACAUUGAGACGACGGUGGACAAGCAGCAUGUCCGCGCCAACGAACGUUUUGUUUGGAAGGGGUGUAUGAUCGAAGGUGUGCCCAACUACGCCCUGUCAAUCGGUUACACCAAUGCCUCAUGGACGCUCGGCUCAGACUGCACGGCGCAGUAUGUCGUCAGGCUCAUCAAGCACAUGGACAAGUACCACAAGUCGAUGGCGGUGCCCAAGCCAUCCAACCGCGAACAGCUGACCGAGGGCCCGCUGCUCGACUUGACUUCGACGUACGUCAAGGAGGCUGAGAAGGAUUUGCCCAAGGCGGCGACCACCGGUCCCUGGAGGAUGCGCACCAACUACUGGUACGAUUUGGUCCAGGCCAAGUACGGUUCUUAUGACGAUAUUGUCUUCAAGUAG
Molecule: messenger RNA, 1461 nt
Organism: Sporisorium graminicola
Lineage: Eukaryota; Fungi; Basidiomycota; Ustilaginomycetes; Ustilaginales; Ustilaginaceae
Exons: 1
Coding region: 1-1461 (486 amino acids)
Molecular function (GO): N,N-dimethylaniline monooxygenase activity; NADP binding; flavin adenine dinucleotide binding
Source: RefSeq, a predicted model, not a curated record